AUGUCACAUUUCGUCGCUUCCACAUUCUGGCCCAGGCCAAUCCACUGCGAGUCGGCACCGCCAUCAGAGCAGAAGAGCAAACCGAUCCCAGCAAAUGCACAACCCGUGAAUGGCCAUGGCAAUGGGCAAUACGGCGUCUACUGGAUCCCCCACUUGCCUGGGGAGGGACGAUUUGUCGUCAAUGCAAAACUCUACUCGCGUCAAGAUGCCGAUCCAACGUUCCAGGAGCACAUGGAAAAGUUCCGUCAAGAGGUGGCUGCCUCUUCGCCUGGUAUGCUCUCGUACAAGACGUCGGUGGUGCGCGGUGCAACGGACAAGGAGAACCUCAUCUGCCACGAUCUCAUGAUCUCAGACGACUUGGAACCGCAUCCCGUACCCAAGGAUAAGGAGCAGAAAGAAGAGCUAGCAGCAGCACGGCUCAAAGAAAUCCAGGAUGAAAAGAAGCAGAAGCCUGUCAAAAGUGCUUUGGCCGAGAUUGGCAAGUCGGCCUACAGUUUUGGUCUUGGUGGUAUUGCAGGUUCUACCGGUGCUACGCUUGUCUAUCCCAUCGAUCUGGUCAAGACGCGUAUGCAAAAUCAGCGAUCUUCUGUGGUCGGUGAACCGCUCAUGUACAAGAACUCGAUAGACUGCGUCAAGAAGGUAUUCCGCAACGAAGGCCUGCGUGGCUUCUACUCUGGUCUUGGUCCUCAGCUGCUCGGUGUAGCUCCAGAAAAGGCUAUCAAGCUGACUGUCAACGAUCUGGUGCGAGGCCACGCAAAAGAUCCCAUCACAGGUGCCAUUACGCUGCCAUGGGAGCUAUUUGCCGGUGGUGCUGCCGGUGGUUGCCAGGUCGUGUUCACCAACCCGCUCGAGAUUGUCAAGAUUCGUCUGCAAGUGGCCGGUGAGAUCGCCAAGGCCGAAGGCGGUGAUCGUGUUGCUCGAGGUGCCGUGCACAUUGUGCGACAGCUGGGUCUGGUCGGCCUGUACAAGGGAGCAACAGCAUGUCUGUUGCGAGACAUCCCUUUCUCGGCCAUCUACUUCCCUGCUUACGCCCACUUGAAGAAGGAUACCUUCCACGAGGGUAAGGACGGCAAGAAGCUCGGAUUCGGUGAGAUGCUUGCAUCUGCAGCCAUCGCUGGCAUGCCCGCGGCUUUCCUCACGACGCCAGCGGAUGUGAUCAAGACGCGUCUGCAAGUCGAGGCGAGAAAAGGCCAGGCGACGUACAAGGGUAUCGUCGACUGCGCUACAAAGAUCAUGGCUGAAGAGGGUCCCAAGGCCUUCUUCAAAGGCUCGUUGGCACGUGUGCUGCGAUCCUCGCCUCAAUUCGGUGCGACGCUGGUGGCUUACGAAUACCUGCAAAAAUUCCUGCCGUAUCCAUUCGAGGAACAGCAAGUGGCCGACAUUCUGCGUGAUGGUGUUCCAGGCGAAGAUCCUUCACGUACUCACGCUAGACGAGCCCUCCAACUGCUCCUCGAGAUGCAUGAAGACUUUGGCCGUCCUCCUUCUACCAUCGCCACGGCCGCUAGUGCCAAAUAA
Messenger RNA from Mycosarcoma maydis (corn smut), 1515 nucleotides. RefSeq lists its product as uncharacterized. The transcript has a single exon. The record is from RefSeq and is a predicted model, not a curated record. Gene Ontology annotation, biological process: malate-aspartate shuttle; aspartate transmembrane transport; L-glutamate transmembrane transport. Gene Ontology annotation, molecular function: L-glutamate transmembrane transporter activity; L-aspartate transmembrane transporter activity. The coding region runs from base 1 to 1515 and encodes 504 amino acids. Lineage: Eukaryota; Fungi; Basidiomycota; Ustilaginomycetes; Ustilaginales.